Molecule: messenger RNA, 2520 nt
Organism: Hevea brasiliensis (rubber tree)
Lineage: Eukaryota; Viridiplantae; Streptophyta; Magnoliopsida; Malpighiales; Euphorbiaceae
Product: mechanosensitive ion channel protein 5
Exons: 5
Coding region: 1-2349 (782 amino acids)
Biological process (GO): transmembrane transport; monoatomic anion transport
Cellular component (GO): plasma membrane
Molecular function (GO): mechanosensitive monoatomic ion channel activity
Source: RefSeq, a predicted model, not a curated record
AUGGAGUCUUUGAGAAUGUCCCUGAAAGCUUAUCAGUCUCAGGUAAAGCAACAAAAUCACCCAGAAGGAGAAAAUCAAGCUCUCUUGAACGACCACAACCAUCAUCACAUGGCGCAGUCCUCUGACUCUGAUGCUCAGAAAGAAGAAAUAGUUGUCAAGAUUGACGCCGAUAAUGCUUCUGGCAAAGAAACUGCUGCUUCUAAAUCUAGCAGUGAAAGUUCAAGCAGUAAUUUUGCAGGUUCAUCAAAGAAACUUAAAGUAUCAUUUGGAGAUGUACUAACCGAAGCUGUUCGGCAAAGAAACAAGGACUUGCUAGACCAGGAAGGUCGUUGUCUGUCUUUAAGUGCUUCUUUUGGGAGCAAGUCAUGGAGGUCAGCCGUGAACAAGACAAAAUCUAGAUUGAUAGACCCACCGGAGGAAAGAUAUCAAACAACUGAGACAGCAGGCUAUGGUGGAGAUUCUGAGGAAGAUCGGGACAACCAUCAUGAAGAAAAUGACUCCGAAGACAUCCCAGAAGAAUACAAGAAAAUGAACUUCAGUGCAUUGACAAUUUUGCAACGGCUGAUUCUUGUUUUAGUCACAGCAACCUUAGUUUGUAGCCUUUCUAUUCCAGUAAUAAGGAGGCAAACAUUGUGGGAUCUUCCACUAUGGAAAUGGGAGAUAAUGGUUUUGGCAUUAAUCUGUGGCCAUUUAGUCUCCGGUUGGGGAAUCAAGGUGGCCGUGAUCAUCUUUGAACGUAAUUUCGUUUUGCGAAAACGGGUAUUGUAUUUUGUUUAUGGAUUGAGGAAGUCUGUUCAGAAUUUCCUCUGGUUAGGUAUAGUCUUGCUUGUUUGGCACUGGAUUUUCGAUAAAAAGGUUGAGGAGACUAGGAAUAAGAUCUUGCAGUAUGUGACCAAGAUCUUGAUAUGUUUAUUGGUAGGAACAUUUAUAUGGCUCUUGAAAACUCUAAUUGUCAAGGUUCUUGCUUCAUCCUUCCAUGUUAACACGUUCUUUGAAAGAAUCCAGGAGGCUCUAUUCAAUCAAUAUGUAAUAGAGACACUCUGUGGUCCACCAUUGUUUGAAAGUCAGAGCAUAGAAGAAGAUGAUGAUGAUGAUAAAGGGGCUAGUCCUAGUGACCUCAAUGCACCUCUUCUUGCCAAAAGUGGGGGUGGAAAACUAAAAAAGUGCCCUACUGUUGGGAAGAGGCCCAGAUACUCAAGGCAAACUUCUAGGAAGAAGGAUGAGGAAAUUCCAAUUGACCGCCUGCAUAAGCUAAAUCAUAAGAAUAUAUCAGCUUGGAAUAUGAGGAGGAUGAUCAAUAUUGUUCGCCAUGGUACCCUGUCUACUUUGGAUGAGCAGAUACUUAAUUCAAACAUUGAAGACGAGUCUUUAUUUCAUAUCAGAAGUGAAAACCAAGCGAAAGAGGCAGCCAAAAAGAUAUUCCUCAAGGUGGCAAAGACAGGAUCCCAAUACAUUUUCCUUGAUGAUUUGAUGCGAUUUAUGGCUAAAGAAGAAGCAUUGAGGGCAAUGCAUCUCUUUGGAGCAACAAGUGAAAGUGAAGGAAUAAGCAAGUUAUCUCUUAACAGUUGGCUGGUUAAUGCAUUUAGAGAGCGACGGGCACUCGCAUUAUCUCUCAACGAUACAAAAACUUCUGUGGAUGACCUUCACAAUAUGUUGAACAUCCUUGUAGCUAUCAUCGUUACAAUAAUCUGGCUCUUGAUACUUGGAGUUAAUAUCACUCACUUCCUUGUCUUCAUAAGCUCCCAGCUUCUGCUUGUGGCUUUCAUCUUCGGGGAUAGCUGCAAGACAACAUUUGAAGCAAUCAUAUUCUUAUUUGUAAUGCACCCAUUCGAUGUGGGUGAUCGUUGUGAAGUGGAUGGAGUUCAGAUGGUGGUUGAAGAGAUGAAUAUAUUAACUACAGUUUUCCUGAGGUAUGAUAAGCAAAAGAUCACGUACCCCAAUUUUGUUCUAGCUACCAAACCAAUCGGCAACUUCUAUCGCAGUCCAGAUAUGGAUGAGAUAAUCGAUUUCUGCAUUCACAUCUCCACUCCAAUGGAGAAGAUUGCUAUAAUGAAAGAAAGAAUUAAAGAGUAUAUUGAAGGCGACAAAGACCACUGGCAUCCCAGUCCCAAGAUAAUCUUGAAGGAUGUAGAGGACAUGAACAAAAUCAACAUGUCAUUGUGGGUUACACAUAAAUUGAACUUUCAGCAGAUGGGGGAGAGAUUGAAUGGAAGAACACUUCUGAUAGAACAAAUGAUCAAGGUGUUCAAAGACCUUAACAUUGAGAAUCGCCUGCUCCCUCUGGAUGUGAAUGUACGAAAUUUCCAGCCUUUGGUUUCAGAUAGGCUUCCCUCAAAUUGGACCAACUAACUAUGCAGGGUUAAAGCGAAGAAGAUCAAGGGAAGGGGACAAUGUGAGAGGUUCAAAUUUGACUAAAAUGGAUUUGAUAUAUGUAAUUUGGCAAAGAAUUAGUACUUUGGUUAAACAACUCGAAUGCCUUUCUUAGUAAUUUGGUAAAGAAUUAUUACUGUGAUUAAAUAA